AUGACAUGUUCGAUCCUCAGCGACCGAUCGACUCAAGCCGAACCCCCCAAAGCUCUCGACGCAGCCCCCGACACUGAAAAGCAAGAUGUAUACCAACCACCUACAAGACCAAAACCUCUGGGAGGCCCACCAGGUAGCCAAUAUGCUCCGAAAACCCUCAAAUUCUGGUUAAUAAUGGCCUGUAAUUUUCUAUCACUCUUCAUCGUGGCCCUUGACCGGACAAUCAUCACGACAGCAAUCCCCAAAAUCACAGACGACUUCAACAGCCUCGGUGACAUCGGCUGGUACGGGUCAGCAUAUAUGCUGACAGGCGCAACCUCACAACUGAUCUUCGGUCGUAUCUACAAGUUCUACAAUAUGAAAUGGGUCUUUUUGGCUACCAUGGUCAUAUUUGAAGUUGGGUCUAUUGUUUGUGGCUCUGCUCCGUCUUCAAACGUGCUUAUAGCCGGACGGGCUAUUGCUGGUUUUGCAUCUGCUGGGAUCUUCUCCGGAUGCAUGCUUAUUAUCAUCCCAUUAGUUCCGCUUCAUAAGAGGCCUAUGUUUCAGGCUAUGUUUGGGGCUGUUUUCGGUCUUGCUUCUGUUUUGGGACCGCUUAUUGGGGGUGGGUUUACUGGUAGUGUCACUUGGAGAUGGUGCUUUUAUGUCAACCUUCCUAUCGGUGCAGCUACCUGGAUCUUCAUGGCCUUGGUUUGGCAUCCGGUGAAAGUACAUCACGAUUCUAUUCCUGUGACAAUGCAUAUCAAGCGUCUCGAUCCGCUUGGUACCUUCUUCUUGGUUCCAGGAGUUGUGUGCCUCCUGUUGGCGUUUCAAUGGGGUGGUUCAAACUAUGCAUGGAACAAUGGCCGCAUCAUUGCUCUGUUCGUUCUCUUUGGUAUUCUGAUGACGGCCUUCGUUGCUGUUCAAAUUCUCAUGCCGGAGACAGCGACCAUCCCUGGUAGAAUCAUCACCCAAAGGAGUAUUCUCGCCUCUACUAUCUUCACGUUCUGUGGAGUCGGCUCCAUGAUGAUGACAAUAUACUACUUGCCAAUUUGGUUUCAAACCGUCAAACUCGUCAAUCCUGUUGAAUCGGGAAUCAACACUCUCCCCCUCGUACUGAGUCUAGUCAUCGCAGGCUUCAUCGGCGGCGGUAUCACCAAAAAGUCGGGCUACUAUGUCCCGGUAAUGAUUCUCUGUCCCUGCAUCCUGUCCGUCGGCCUGGGUCUCCUGUCAACCUUAAGCCUAGACACCACCUCCGCCCACUGGAUCGCCUACCAAAUCCUAUGCGGCUUCGGUGUUGGAAUCGGAAUGCAGACAGGAGGACUAGUCGUGCAACGCAUCCUCCCGAUAUCCGAUGUACCAGCUGGAGUCGCUCUCCUGUUCUUCGUGCAGCAACUCAGCGGAUGUAUCUUCACUACUGUGGGCCAAACGAUCCUGAGCAAUACCCUGGUUUCGAAGCUCGCUGAUAUCCAGGGCAUUGAUCCCAAUUUGGUUCUUAGUGAGGGAGCGACGAAGUUAGCUUCUAUUGUUGCGCCGGGAAAUAUUAUUGUCGUUCAGCGGGUUUAUAAUACGGCCUGUAGGAGGAUUUUCUUGGCUUCUAUGGGGUUGACCUUCGGGGCGUUGAUAAGUGCACUUGCAAUGGAGUGGAAAAGCAUUAAGCAGGGAAAGAAUGGUCAGAAUGGACCUGGUGCGGUUGAAUCUGGUGGAAAGGAUAGAAAGAUGGAGACGUCCAAGCUCUCGGCGCAGAAUGUUUCCUAG
Penicillium maclennaniae is the source of this 1734-nucleotide messenger RNA. RefSeq names its product MDR family MFS transporter. The record is from RefSeq and is a predicted model, not a curated record. The transcript has 3 exons. NCBI's taxonomy places the organism in Eukaryota, Fungi, Ascomycota, Eurotiomycetes, Eurotiales, Aspergillaceae. Gene Ontology annotation, molecular function: transmembrane transporter activity. The coding region runs from base 1 to 1734 and encodes 577 amino acids. Gene Ontology annotation, biological process: transmembrane transport.